Molecule: messenger RNA, 7112 nt
Organism: Tachysurus fulvidraco (yellow catfish)
Lineage: Eukaryota; Metazoa; Chordata; Actinopteri; Siluriformes; Bagridae
Gene: myo7bb
Product: myosin VIIBb
Exons: 46
Coding region: 407-6967 (2186 amino acids)
Cellular component (GO): myosin complex; cytoskeleton
Molecular function (GO): cytoskeletal motor activity; ATP binding; protein binding
Source: RefSeq, a predicted model, not a curated record
UCCUGGAAGCUGCUUUCUUACCUGAUUUCCUCCUUGGAUACAUUAUCUAAUGUGCCGUGACGUUGCUGAACCCAGAGCUGAUAAAAAAUUCCUAGCACGCUAGAGCAAAGUCAAAGUGCCAUAAAGAGAACCGUGUCUGUCUACGUCUAACGUCUACGUUGACAUCUUUUCCUCGUUUCUGUCCCUCCUAAAGAUCUGGGACUCUUACAGCUUCUUCUGCUUGGAAGUGGCAGCAGUUCGGGACGUCAUCGUGUAGAGGAACCGCGCCUGGUCCUGCGUGAAGAAAUAAUGAUCUCAGGAACUGAUUUAGAAACUUCAUAGCUAGCUUUAACUAUAACCGGUCAAUGUUCAGGGUGUAAACGUGAUUUAGUUUCUCUGUGUUUUUUGUCUGGAGCGAGAAGUCUCAAUGGGGCUGCUGAGCAAGGGUGAUUAUGUCUGGAUGGACUCCGGGAUCGGGGUCCCGAUCGGGGCUCGUGUGAAAACGAUAGACGGCAAGAAGGUGCUUCUGCUGGACGAUGAUGGAAAGGAGCGGAGUGUGUCGGCGAGCGAGCAGACGUCCCUCAGACUCAUGCACCCCACGUCGGUGGAGGGAGUGGACGACAUGAUCAAGCUGGGUGAUCUGACCGAGGCCGGCGUGCUCAGGAACCUGCUGAUCCGACACAAACAGGACAGCAUCUACACGUACAUCGGCUCGGUGUUGGUGGCCUUGAACCCGUAUCAGCUGCUGCCCAUCUACACGGCGGAUCAGGUGCAUCUGUACCACGGCCGCCGUCUGGGUGAACUGCCCCCCCACGUCUUUGCUAUCGCAGACUGCUGCUACUACAACAUGAGGAGAAAGCAGUGUAACCAGUGCUGCAUCAUCAGUGGGGAGUCGGGAGCAGGAAAGACGGAAAGUACGAAGCUGAUCCUGCAGUUUCUGGCAGCAGUGAGCGGACAGCACUCGUGGAUCGAGCAGCAGAUUCUGCAGGCGAACCCGGUACUGGAAGCUUUUGGAAACGCCAAAACAACACGAAACGACAACUCAAGCCGCUUUGGGAAGUACAUCGAGAUCUUCUUUAAUAAAGACGGUGUGAUUGAAGGAGCUCACAUGGAGCAGUACCUGUUGGAGAAAUCUCGUGUCUGCCAUCAGGCACCAAUGGAGAGAAACUACCACAUUUUUUACUGCCUUCUUUCUGGAAUGCCCAAAGACCAAAAAAAUGCCCUUUCACUCGGCGAUGCGGCGCAGUUCAAAUAUCUCACUGAGGGAAACUGUAUGUCGUGUGAUGGACGGGACGACGAAGAAGACUUCGGCCUCAUCCGCACCGCCAUGAAAGUCCUCACCUUCUCUGACAGGGAAUGCUGGGACAUAUUUAAACUGCUGGCAGCGAUUCUUCACCUGGGCAAUGUUGUGUUUGAAGCCGGCAUGAUGAAUAACAUGGACUCGUGUGAGGUUUCAUCAUCAGACCAUUUCACUGUUGCUGCUAAGCUAUUAGAGGUUGAUAAAUCACAUCUGGACACCAGUUUGACCUCUCGCACUUUUAUAACCAAACAAGAGCAACUGACGAAACCUCUAAGUUUAGACCAGGCUCUGGAGUGCAGGGACGCUCUGGCCAAGGCUGUUUACACCAAACUAUUUAUGUGGAUUUUUGGGAAAAUGAACAGUGCCAUCCAUAAACAGCAGCCGGGCAGCUCCGGCAAUCAGACGUCCAUCGGCCUACUGGAUAUAUUUGGCUUUGAGAAUUUCCAAGUCAACAGUUUCGAGCAGCUGUGCAUUAAUUAUGCUAACGAGCGGCUGCAGCAGUUCUUUGUGGAGCACAUCUUCAAGCUGGAGCAGGAGGAGUACCUCAAAGAGGGUGUGACAUGGAAGAACAUCUCCUUCAUCGAUAACCAGCAUACGAUCAACCUUCUGGCUUUAAAGCCACUCAACCUGCUGUCUCUGAUUGAUGAGGAGACCCAAUUCCCCAAGGGCACAGACAAGUCUAUGUUGGACAAAAUGAACAACAAACAUCAAUCAAAUAAAAUCUACAUCCCACCCAAGUCCUACCACGUCCUGCAGUUCGGUGUCCGACACUUUGCCGGUGUCGUCUUUUACGACUGUAAAGGGUUUCUGGAGAAGAACCGGGACAUGUUGAGUUCGGAUAUCAUCACCCUGAUACAGAAAUCCUCCAGCAAGCUGCUCAGGCAGAUCUUUGAGACGGAGCUGAACUCCUGCCGAGACAAACCUGUCAGCAACAACAACAACAACAACAACCACCACAGGAUCAUCAUCACGCAGAAGAAACCCACACGGCCGUUACAGCAGGGGAACGAGCAGCGGAGACAGACCACACUGAUCGGCCAGUUCAGACAGUCUCUGGACAAGCUGAUGUCCACCCUGUCCAAGUGCCAGCCGUUCUUCAUCCGCUGCUUCAAACCCAACGACACAAAGCUCUCCAUGGUGUUCGAUCGGGAUCUGUGCAUGCAGCAGCUGCGUUAUUCCGGCGUCUUGGAGACUAUCAAAGUUCGCAAACUGGGAUUUCCAAUUCAGCACAAGUUCAAAGAGUUCCUGGGACGUUAUCGAGUCUUACUGAAGACCAUCGACUGUGACCCCAACAAGGAGUCUGUGUCUGACUGCUGUAACGCCAUCUGCAAAGCCGUGAUUAAAUGUGAAGACGACUGGAGGAUGGGCAAGACCAAGAUCUUUCUCAAGGAGCAUCAUGACUCGUUUCUGGAGCAGGAGAGAGAGCGCGAGCUCAACAGAAAAGCGCUCAUCAUCCAGAGAGUGAUGCUCGGCCACAAAGACAGGAAGAAUUUCAUCAGGAAAAGAAGUGCAACUUUGACUGUGCAGAAAAUCUGGCGUUCUUACAGAGUCCGAAAAGAGUGUAUGAAACUGCGUCAGGGUUUGUUGCGUCUCCAGGCAGUGGUACGCACCAAGCAGGGUUUCUUGCAGUACAGACGCAAACGAGCCGCCGCUGUCGUACUGCAGAACCACACACGCAGCUACCUGACAAGGAAAGGCCUGAAACGCAGACAAGAUGCGGCCGUAAUGCUGCAGACACAAAUCAGAGGCCUGCUCGCCAGGAAACAACUCAAACGCCUUAAAGAGGAAGCGUUCUUGUCAGCCCAGGAACAUGAGGAACGGGAACGGGAAGCUCUGGAGCUCCAGCGCAGACACAUUAAAACCAAUCGCCAAACAAGUGAGACUGAAGAUAGCGAAGAGGAGGAAACGAGUCAUGAGGAAAUGGUGGAAACGGAGUUUCGAUUCCUUCCGAGCCCCACAGAAAGAUCGGAGGAACCGAGGCAAGACAACACACAGCAAGAACAAAGCGUGGAUUUGAAGCAGGAUGAAGAUGAAGAUGAAGAGGUGUUGCAGAUUGUGAUAACUCCAGCUACUAAUGACAAACCGGCUGCAAAAGAGCAAGAAAAAGAAGAAGAUGAAGAUGAAGAGGUGUUGCAGAUUGCCAUAACUCCAGCUACUAAUGACAAACUGGCUGCAGAAGAGCAAGAAGAAGAUGAAGAUGAAGAUGAAGAUGAAGACGAUGACGAGUUCUCUUUUACAAACUUCUGUGCCCUAUAUUUCCAGCAUUCUGCUACUCACACACACAUCCAGCAGAGGCUGAAGCAGCCGCUGCUUUACCACGAGGACGAAAGAGACACGCUGGCCAGUCUGUCCGUUUACUGGAUCAUCAUGAGGUUCAUGGGUGAUGUUCCUGAGCAGAGCAAGGCUCGUCAGUCUCUAACCCCCAACCUGAUCCAGCAGCACCUUGGACAGCGCCAGGGUCGGCGUAUCAGUCACCUCAUUGGUUUGGAACAGGUGAAAAACAAACUCGGCCACAAUAAGAGGAAACACUCCACCAUUCUAGAGAAUUUCCAGUUAAACAUGGAAGACAUGGACGAAGAAGACGAUGUUCUGAUCGGAGAAGGACCCAGUUUGGAUCGUCCCAUGACCUCCUUGGAGAAACUGCACAUCAUUGUAGGAUAUGCCUUACGCAGACCUCACAUUCGAGAUGAGAUCUACUGUCAGAUCUGUAAGCAGCUGACAAAGAAUAAGAACCAGAGGAGCUGUAAGCAAGGCUGGAUUCUUCUCUCCAUCUGCCUGGGAAUCUUCCCUCCAACUGAGCUCCUGAAGCGAUACCUGGAGCAUUUUAUUCACCGUGGUCCGGCUGAGUUCUCCUCAUCUUGCGCCGAACGCCUCCAGAGAACUCUGACUAACGGCGAGAGGAAGGAAGUGCCGUGCUGGAUGGAGCUACAUUCCACAGAGACGAAGAAGCCCAUCACUGUGGACGUGACCCUGAUGGACGGGCGUGUCCUCACACUGCCUAUAGACUCUUCCAGCACUUCAUCAGAGCUCUGCGGUGCCAUCGCGGAGAAGAUCGAUCUGAAGGAUAUGUACGGAUUCUCGCUCUACAUCUCCUACCUUGACAAGAACUGUUCCCUGGGCAGCAGCAGGUAUCACGUCCUGGAUGCCAUUUCACUGUGUGAACAGGAUGAGAGGAGGAAAAGUGGUGAUGAGAAGGGAGCUCAGUGGAUUCUCUCGCUCCGGAAAGAGCUCUUCACUCCGUGGCACGACUGCACUGCUGACCCCAUCAGCACAGAGCUCAUUUACACACAGAUCAUCCACAACCUCAAGUCUGGAGAGUAUCAGUGUGAUAAGGAGGACGACUACGUGCAGCUCGCAGCAAAGCACUAUUACAUAAAGUACGGCACAGAGAGCAGCAUGGAGAAGGCCAAAAGCAUCGUGUGGGACUGUCUGAGCCUCAAUCUGAUCGAGAACAAAUCAGAGGUCAGGCUGGUGCAGCUGAUCAGCGACUUCCACAACAAGGGCUUAUAUAUAAACUCCAAGCCCAGUCCUGACAGUGUGAAAGCAGAAGUGGUGGAGUUCGCUCGUCUCAACUGGCCCAUCUACUUCUCUAAAUUUUACGAGUCUUACGUGAUUUCAGGUCCUUUACUUCAAGAAAAGGUCACGGUGGCCGUUAACUGGCACGGCGUCUCGUUUCAUGAGGGAAAAGAGAGAAUGUACCUGAUGCUCUCUUACCCCGAGGUGACAGGGGUAGAAAUAAUCAGUGAGGGAGCUGGUGUGUCUCAGACAAGGGAGGUGGUGUGUCUCUCCACGCUGAGAGGUGAGUUCAAGCUGAUGGCAGAUAACGCUCAGAAAAUGGUGGAGAUUCUGUCUACGUUCCUCAGUGGUCUGAAAGAGCGUUCUGUCUACGCCGUAGCUGUUCAGGACUCCAGCAGACAAGAUGAUGCAACGUUCCUGAGCCUUAAAAAGGGAGAUCUCAUCUACAUCAUCAAAGAUGGAGAGUACGCUCCUGAGGGUGGCUGGAUUAACGGGCGGAGCGACAGAACUGGACAAACUGGAGCUGUUUCUACAGACACCAUCACUAUCCUGCCGACCCUGAGUAGACCCUCUAAUGACAUACUGGCUCUGUUGAACCCGGCUCAGAGGAAAUCUGUGCUGGCUGCUCCACAGAAGGAGGACAUGAGCGCAGAGACAAUGGCUCAUUCUCUCAAAGACUUCUCCUAUGAGUAUUUCAGAGAGCCGGGUAAGGAUGCAGGGCGUCCAGGGCGAGCCAGGGUGCGAGAGAGACUGUGGGCUCAAUCAAAAGAACCACUCAAACAGCCGCUACUGAUGAGUCUGCAGAAAAACCCAGAGCUCAGCCUGCAGGCCUGCAUGUCCUUCACCGCUAUUCUUAAGUAUAUGGGUGACUAUCCUAUCAAAAGCACAAGGAACCCUGUAGAGCUAACGGACCAGAUCUACGGACCUGCUCUGCAGUACCCUGACCUCAGAGAUGAAGUUUACUGCCAAAUCAUGAAGCAGCUCACCAAAAACAACAACCCGUUGAGUAAGGAGCGAGGAUGGCAGCUGUUCUGGCUUGGUUGUGGACUUUUUCCUCCCAGUCAGAUUUUGUUAAAACACACCCAACGCUUCUUAGAGUCCAGACCCCGAGAGCCGCUAUCAUCUGCCUGUCUGCACAGGCUACAGGAGAUGCUCAGAGUAGAAGCCAGAACAGCAGCUCCUCAUCCGGUGGAAGUAGACGCCAUCCGGCAAAACAGCUCCCAGAUCUUCCACAAAGUUCAUUUCCCUGAUAACACAGCAGAGAUUUUUGAAGUCACCUCUACUACACGGAACCGUGACCUGUGUCGCAGUAUCGCUCGUCACCUCAUGCUCUCUUCUGCUGAUGGCUACAGUCUGUUUGUGAAAACUGCAAGCAAGGUGGUGAGCAUGAACGAGCAGCUCUACUUCUUCGACAAUCUGAAGGAGCUCACAGAUGCUUCCAAGAAAGGAAAGAAAACCAAAGAGACAACUCAAGUCACAGUCCAGUAUCUGGUGCUGUUCAUGAGGAAGCUCUGGUUUAACGUGAUUCCUGGGAAAGAUCUGAAGGCUGACCUCAUGUUCCACUUUCCACAGGAGUUGCCGAAGUAUCUGCAUGGUUAUCACCACGUGGAGAAGCAGGAUCUGAUCUCUCUGGCUGGUCUCCUGUUCAGGGUGCAAGUGGACGCAGACCGAUCGCAGUUCGUUAUGAUCCCCAGAAUGAUGAAGGAUCUCGUACCUGCUGAUCAGCACAAGAUCAUGUCCACUGAGGACUGGAAAAAGCACAUAAUCAGUGAGUACAAUAAGCAGGCAGGUAUCACAGUAGAAGAGGCUAAAGUGCGCUUCCUGAGGGCCAUCGCUCCCUGGCCCACGUUCGGCUGUGUUUUCUUCGAAGUGAAGCAAACAUCUGACCGCAGUUAUCCCAACGUCAUCAUCAUCUCCAUCAGCAAACAAGGUGUCAGCCUCAUCGACCCUAAGACCAAGGAGGCGCUGGUUAUGCAUCCGUUCAGCAAAAUCACUAACUGGUCCAGCGGAAGCACCUACUUCCACCUGACCAUCGGCAGCCUGGUGAAAGGAAACACACUGCUGUGUGAAACCUCAAUGGGAUAUAAAAUGGACGACUUGCUGAACUCUUAUGUGAACAUGUACAUGCAGGAGAGGAUGCCGGUGAGAGAAAGAAGCCGGCACUUCUAUUAAUUAGCGAACUUUAGCUUUUAAAACUUUAUUAAUGAUUAAAUUUGUCUUUGUUUUAUUUACUCUGUGAUGUCAUUAAGUCAACUUUAAUUUGUCUGUAAAAACUCUUAGGAAACGUAAAUAAACCCUCCAGCAUCUGAGUAUGAAA